GGCUUUGCUUUUCAUCACACACCAUCUCUUCUGGUUUCCACCUUUCGUCCUUUACAAGAUCUUCUAAUUCCCAAGAUGGUUUCACUUGGCAUCACAAAAAACCUUCUAACCCAGAUUAUUCUAGUCGGAAUACUCUUAGCAGGAGUUGUGCCCGGCAAUGUGAAGGGUCAAAACUGUGGUUGUGCACCAAAUCUAUGCUGCAGCCAGUUCGGCUAUUGUGGCACUGGCAAUGACUACUGCGGCCCCGGGUGCAAAGAAGGCCCUUGUACUUCAUCGCCUACGACCCCUAGUACUAAUGGUGCUUCAGUGGCCGAUAUUGUGACAGAAGCUUUCUUCAAUGGGAUACUUAAUCAGGCCAGUGGAAAUUGCCCAGGAAAGAGCUUCUACACAAGAGCUGCAUUUCUUGAUGCUGUUAAUUCGUUUAAUGAAUUCGGCAAGACUGGUUCUGCUGAUGAUUCCAAGCGUGAGAUUGCAGCUUUCUUCGCCAAUGUCGCGCAUGAGACAGGAUCUUUGUGCUACAUAGAAGAGAUAGACGGUGCCUCGAAGGACUACUGUGAUGAGAGCAACACACAAUAUCCAUGCAAUCCAAACAAAAAGUACUUUGGCCGUGGACCACUUCAAUUAACUUGGAAUUACAACUACGGAGCAGCCGGAAAUAGCAUCAAAUUCGACGGAUUAAACUCUCCUGAAACUGUGGCCACAGAUCCCACUAUUUCAUUCAAGACGGCCUUGUGGUUUUGGAUGACUAAUGUUCACCAAGUUAUAGGCCAAGGGUUUGGUGCAACAAUUCGAGCCAUCAACGGUGCAAUUGAAUGCAACGGUGGAAACUCCGGUGCAGUCCAAUCUCGUAUCAAGUACUACACUCAAUUUUGCAGCCAACUCGGCGUUGCUCCUGGUGAUAAUCAGAGUUGUUAGGUGUAUCGAUCAUGAGCUUAAUAAAACAAUAAAUAAAGAUAAUAUUAAUGCCAACAAAUUAGUAAAAGUUGGCAGAGUUCGAUCGGGAUUAAUCAAGUCGCAUCCUAGUCUUAAAAAUUAAAUUAAGGGUGAAAGAGAUUAGUUAAUAUGAUCUCUUGUUGUAUGGCCUGUAUAUUGGGCAUUCAAUGGCUUGAUAAAUAAAAGGAAUGGAUCAGUAUUAUUAAUUA
Molecule: messenger RNA, 1142 nt
Organism: Juglans regia (Persian walnut)
Lineage: Eukaryota; Viridiplantae; Streptophyta; Magnoliopsida; Fagales; Juglandaceae
Product: endochitinase EP3-like
Exons: 2
Coding region: 76-915 (279 amino acids)
Biological process (GO): carbohydrate metabolic process; cell wall macromolecule catabolic process; chitin catabolic process
Molecular function (GO): chitinase activity; chitin binding
Source: RefSeq, a predicted model, not a curated record